Molecule: messenger RNA, 2754 nt
Organism: Camellia sinensis
Lineage: Eukaryota; Viridiplantae; Streptophyta; Magnoliopsida; Ericales; Theaceae
Source: RefSeq, a predicted model, not a curated record
AUGGACAAGAGUUGGAUUGCAUUAGGUAGCACAGUUGAUGGAAGGAUAAGUCGGGCAUAUAAUGAUGGGUGUGUGAAUGUUGUUCGUCAAAAUUUUCAAAUUGUUCAAAUUCAUUUGCUGCAACAUGGGAUUAUUCCAACUUACAUUAUCUGGCACGUGCAUGGGGAACCCCGUGAAUCAAAUGAGGCUUAUCAUCAUGAUAUACCCGUUGAGGGCAAUGAGGAUUUGGGAGGUAUUGAUGCCUUAGUGGAAGAUCGAAUAAGAGGGGAAUUAACUAAUACAACUCAAGAGGAGGAGGUUCGCACUUUUGAUAAAUUAUUGAAUGAUGCCAAACGUGAGGUGUACCCAGGUUGCACAAAUUACACUUUGUUAAAAUUUGUCAUCGAGAUACUUAAUAUGAAGGUAACAAACCAUUGGAGUAAUAAGUCAGUUGACAUGAUGCUAGAGUUUUUAACAAAACUUUUACCGAAGGAUAAUUUGGUUCCAAAGUCAACUUAUGAAGCUAAAAAAAUACUACGUGAAUUGGGUUUGUCAUACGAGCUCAUUGAUGCUUGUGUAAACGAUUGCGUGCUCUUUUGGAAGGGGAAUGCAACACUAGAUAAAUGUCCAAAUUGUAAGGCUUCUAGAUACAAGACAAAUCAUGGUAGAGGUAAGAAGAUCUCUCGUAAGGUUCUUCGAUACUUCCCAUUAACACCGAGAUUGAAAAGGUUGUACAUGUCGAGGAAGAGAGCCGAGGAUAUGAAAUGGUUUAAGGAAAAACAUCUAGAUGACGGUGUAUUGAGGCAUCUUACAGAUAGUGAUGAGUGGAAGGAAUUCGAUACACAACAUCCUGAAUUUGCCUUGGAGCCUCGAAAUGUGAGGCUAGGUUUGGCUACUGAUGGUUUUAACCCUUUCGGAAAUAUGAAUAACUCAUAUAGUUUGUGGCCUGUCGUACUCAUUCCAUACAACUUGCCACCGUGGUUGGCUAUGAAGGACCCAUUUUUCAUGCUAUCAUUACUUAUUCCUGGUGAAUCACAACCAGGAAUUGAUAUUGAUGUCUACAUGAGACCUUUAGUGGAAGAAUUGAAUGAAUUAUGGAAAAAUGGUACAUUAACCUAUGAUGCCUCGACUGAGGUAAGACUACGUAUAGUAACCAUCGAUGUUACUUGCCUGAUGACCAUCCAGAAAGGCGAAAGAGUAGAGCAUAUAAUGGCAAGCAUGAAAAAACGGAAGAGAUCUUUGGUGAUACCGAUAGAAAAAAUUGAAGGACAAUUGGGCAGCGUGACGGGUGUCACAUAUGGAAAACAUCCAAGCAACAGGAAAAGACCUCGUCAGAACCCAAAUUGGACAAAGGUAAGCAUCUUGUAUGAGCUACCGUAUUGGAAGAAAAGGAGGCUUCGACACAACAUUGAUGUCAUGCAUGUGGAGAAGAACUUUAGUGAAAAUGUUUUUGGAACGAUGUUGGGAAUUGAUGGGAAGAACAAGGAUACAGAUAAGGCACGAAUGGAUUUAGAAGAUAUGAAUAUAAGGAAAGAAUUGUGGCUAACAACAAAUCCCGAUGGAUCAUAUGUGAAGCCGCGAGCCAGCUUCUCAUUGACCCCUAAAGAGAGAGAGGGUUUCUUUGAAUUCUUGAAAUCAGUCAAGUAUCCAGAUGGGUAUGCGGCAAAUAUUUCGAGAUCAGUGAAUGCAAAAAAUAGUAGAUUAACAGGAUUGAAAAGCCACGACUGCCAUGUAUUUAUACAACGGAUUCUUCCUAUUGGGAUGCGUGGUUACGUAGAUAAAGAGAUCAGUACAACACUUUUUGAGUUAGGUAGCUUCUUCCAAGAUCUAUGCUCAAGGACACUGAAACGAAGUGAAAUGGAGAAAUUAGAGGAAUGUAUAGUACUCAUACUAUGUAAGUUUGAAAAGAUCUUUCCUUCAGCCUUCUUCGAUGUGAUGGUUCAUUUGGCCAUUCACUUGCCAUGUGAGACUAUUCUCGGAGGACAUGUGCAAUAUCGGUGGAUGUACCCAAUUGAAAGGUUUCUCAGAGCUUUGAAAAAGUUUGUCACCAAUCGAGCUCGACCAGAAGGUUCUAUUGCAGAGGCUUACAUUGUCAAUGAGUGCAUUACUUUUUGCUCAAUGGAACACAAGAAUUUGUUACAAAUUCCCACUGGACAAGAUAUAACUCAGAUACAACAUAAGGAAUUUCCGAAGUGGUUCAAAGAAUAUAUAAAUAGAUUGAGAGUUGAUGAGGCACCAGAAGCAACCGAAGAAUUGUGGUCAUUAGCGAAUGGUCCUAAUUUUCUAGUGAAAGAGUACUCGGGUUGUAUAAUCAAUGGUUACAACACCGGUAACACUGGUAGAAGUAGAACAGUACGAGCUGACGCAUAUUGCACAAGCAUCGAUGUCACAAGCCGAUGGUAUCAAUCUGACCCUUUUAUCUUGCCUAGUCAAGCUAAGCUAGUGUUCUACCUGAAUGACACCAAAUGGGGGCAACCUUGGCAAGUCGUGCAACGGGUCCAACAUAAAGGUGUGUUUGAUGUGCCAGAGGUUGGUGAUGGAGAACCACCAGAUCAACUAGAAUUUAAUGAUGCAUUCCAACAAGAAAACAUUAACUCAGUUGUCCCGAUCAACAUUGAAGAUAUUAUUCGAUUUCAUAGGGAUGAUAUUGAAGUUGAGGUUAUUUCAAAUAACACAAAGAGAGAUGGUAGAGAUGACGAAGAAGAUGAAGAACUUGGCAUACUUGAUGAUGAUAUGGAUCCUGAUAUGGAACCUGAUAUGGAUUAUAAUAUGUAG